Messenger RNA from Penicillium verrucosum, 1200 nucleotides. RefSeq lists its product as uncharacterized. Gene Ontology annotation, molecular function: arabinan endo-1,5-alpha-L-arabinosidase activity. NCBI's taxonomy places the organism in Eukaryota, Fungi, Ascomycota, Eurotiomycetes, Eurotiales, Aspergillaceae. The annotation marks the transcript as partial. Gene Ontology annotation, biological process: carbohydrate metabolic process. The transcript has 2 exons. The record is from RefSeq and is a predicted model, not a curated record.
UGCAUCACCCCCCCAUUCCUCUUAAUAAUCAUCGCGAUCGCAGCCUCACUUGCGGGGGCCGUUCCAGCCCAAGACUUAGGACACAACGCGAAACAAGUAUACCAAACAACAGACAAAUUCCCACUGGCAAAUCCAGGAAACAUCGCAGCCCACGACCCCAACAUCAUCAUCUACGAUGAGCACUACUACCUCUUCAAAGGCGGGAUCAACAUCCCAAUCUUCAAAUCAGCCAACCUAUCCGGUCCAUGGGAACAGCUCGGCACAGUUCUAGCGGGCGACAGCAUAAUCCCAAAAGGCAACCAGUCACGACCCUGGGCACCAACAACAAUCGAAAGAAACGGCAUGUUCUACUGCUACUACACGCUAAGCGUGAAAGGGUCCCGCAACAGCGCGAUUGGCGUCGCAACGACAACAGCCCUUGACGGCAGUCCCUGGACAGAUCACGGCGUCGUCAUUAAUACGGGCGAAGGCGCUGGGUCCGAGGUGUGGCCGUACACGAUUACGAAUGCCAUUGAUGCGUCUGUGAGCGUUGAUCAGGACUCCGGUCAGACCUAUCUCAACUAUGGAAGCUUCUGGCAGGAUAUAUGGCAGGUUCCGCUGGCGGAUGAUUUGCUUUCUGUUAAGGAUGCAGAUGCGCCGGAUGCUGUGCAGUUGACGUUUAUCCCGCGUGCGAAGUCUAAGCCUGAGGAGGGGCCGUGGAUGGGUUUUCGAGAGGGGUUUUAUUAUCUUUGGUUUAGUUAUGGGAAUUGUUGUAAUUUCAAGGAGAAAUUCCCUGCGCGUGGGAAGGAGUAUAGUAUUCGCGUUGGAAGGUCGAAGGAUGUGCGUGGGCCUUUUGAGGAUAGGAAGGGGAAAUCGUUGCUUGAUGGAGGUGGCACGGUGGUUUAUGGUUCCAAUCAUGGGGUUGUGUAUGCUCCUGGUGGAUUGGGUGUCGUGGGUGGGAAGAACGAUUCCAUGCCCGAUAUUCUCUAUUAUCAUUACUUGAAUACGUCGACUGGGUUCAAGCAUGGGCAAGCUCAGCUCGGCUGGAACUAUCUGAACUAUGAGGAUGGGUGGCCGGUGCCUGCUGGAGGCCAAAAUGCCACAAGCAGUGCCGCCUUCGUUUAUGGACCUCAACUUCCCGGCUGGGGGUAUCUGAUGGUCAUUUUCGGUAAGGGCAGACUGUGCAAUGUUUAUGUGUUCUAUGCUAAUGUCUACUUAUAG